GGGGGAGGGAGGGCUGCCGUGCAGCAGGAACUGUGCAGACACACACACGGGGAUCCAGGGACAGCAGCCCCCUUGCACUGGGAUCUAGAGCCACAGCGCGAAAGAGAGUUAAAGGAAAACACUCAACAGACACAACACAAUGGCAGACAAAAUUAAAGACGCCAAGAUCAUCUUUGUUGUGGGUGGGCCCGGCUCCGGAAAGGGCACCCAGUGUGAGAAGAUAGUGGCAAAGUACGGCUACACCCAUCUGUCAUCUGGAGAUCUGCUCCGUGCUGAGGUGGCUUCUGGCUCUGAGAGGGGCAAGACGCUCCAGGCCAUCAUGCAGAAGGGAGAACUCGUACCCCUGGACACAGUCUUAGACAUGAUUAAGGAUGCCAUGAUUGCCAAGGCUGAUGUCUCCAAGGGCUUCCUUAUUGAUGGCUACCCCCGUGAGGUGAAGCAGGGAGAGGAGUUUGAGAAGAAGAUCGGCAAACCCUGCCUGCUGCUGUACGUCGAUGCCAAAGCAGAGACCAUGGUCAAGAGGCUGUUGAAGCGCGGCGAGACCAGCGGCCGUUCUGAUGAUAAUGAGGAGACCAUCAAGAAGCGCCUGGACCUGUAUUACAAAGCAACCGAGCCAGUCAUCGCCUUUUACGAGAGCCGCGGCAUUGUCAGGAAGGUCGACUCCGAGCUGCCCGUGGAUGACGUCUUCGGCCAAGUCUCUAAGGCUAUUGAUGCACUGUAGUAAAACAACAUAACUAGAUGA
Stegastes partitus (bicolor damselfish) is the source of this 742-nucleotide messenger RNA. RefSeq names its product adenylate kinase 1 (gene ak1). Gene Ontology annotation, molecular function: ATP binding; nucleoside diphosphate kinase activity; AMP kinase activity. The transcript is spliced from 7 exons. Gene Ontology annotation, biological process: nucleoside triphosphate biosynthetic process; ATP metabolic process. Gene Ontology annotation, cellular component: cytoplasm. Bases 140 to 721 code for a protein of 193 amino acids. The record is from RefSeq and is a predicted model, not a curated record. Lineage: Eukaryota; Metazoa; Chordata; Actinopteri; Pomacentridae.